Molecule: messenger RNA, 1820 nt
Organism: Asparagus officinalis (garden asparagus)
Lineage: Eukaryota; Viridiplantae; Streptophyta; Magnoliopsida; Asparagales; Asparagaceae
Product: CBL-interacting protein kinase 18-like
Exons: 3
Coding region: 312-1682 (456 amino acids)
Biological process (GO): protein phosphorylation; signal transduction
Molecular function (GO): protein kinase activity; ATP binding
Source: RefSeq, a predicted model, not a curated record
UGCCUCUUAAAUCUCCUGAGAUGAUUGAAGUCAUUGGGAGCUCCUCUUUCUUCCAAUGGCCGAGGUAGUUCCAACCAAAUAGCUGGAAGACAAAUACCCAGGAAUGCUGAAAGAUGUGCGUAAGUGCCCAAAAAUCCUCGCCUGUGAGAUUGUAGCGACUUGGACCUACCAACGCAAGAAAAUUUGUUCCGAUAGAUCACGACCUUGGGGAGGACUGUUGACGCCUGCUGCUAUUUGACAUUCCACUUUGUAAAUAUUGUAUAUUAUCUCAGGAAAGGGGGUUUAUCAGCUUAAUAAAUAUCAUAAAAGAAAUGGACGAUAAGGCCCAUAUAUUGAUGCAAAGGUAUGAAGUGGGCAGAUUAUUAGGACAAGGAACAUUUGGAAAAGUGUAUCAUGCACGAAAUAUGAAGACUUCUCAAAGUGUUGCUAUAAAAAUGAUCGACAAAGAGAAGGUUUUGAGGGUUGGCCUUAUUGAUCAAAUCAAACGAGAGAUAUCAGUAAUGAGAUUAGUGAAACAUCCAAAUAUUAUUCAACUUUACGAGGUCAUGGCUACCAAAGCCAAAAUUUACUUUGUGAUGGAAUAUGUGAAAGGGGGCGAGCUUUUUAAUAAGGUUUCCAAGGGUAGGCUCAAAGAGGAAGUUGCCCGAAAAUACUUCCAACAGUUGAUUAGUGCUGUUGAUUAUUGCCAUAGUAGAGGUGUUUAUCACCGAGAUUUGAAACCCGAGAAUUUAUUGUUGGACGAAAAUGGAAAUCUCAAGGUAUCAGAUUUUGGUUUAAGUGCACUUGCUGAAUCUAAAAGGCAAGAUGGUUUACUUCACACCACUUGUGGAACUCCAGCUUAUGUGGCUCCUGAAGUUAUCAAUAGGAAAGGAUAUGAUGGUGCAAAAGCUGAUAUUUGGUCCUGUGGUGUAGUUCUAUUUGUUUUAUUGGCUGGCUAUCUCCCUUUUCAUGAAUCAAAUUUGAUGGAGAUGUAUAGAAAAAUCGGCAAAGGCGAAUUUAAAUGCCCUUAUUGGUUUCAUUUUGAAGUUCGAAAGUUGCUAUUCAUUAUAUUAGAUCCAAAUCCAAGUACUAGAAUAUCAAUUGCAAAGAUCAAAGAGAAUUCUUGGUUCAGAAAAGGUUUCGAUGACAGAUUAAAGGAGGUUGAAACAGGCACAAGAGAGAUAACCCAUGUAAAUGUUGAUGCAUUUUUCAGCUCUUCUGAUGGCAGCACGAGCGAGGAAAACCAAGAUCCUGAAGAUAAUCAUGAAUUGUCAAAGCCCAUUAACUUAAAUGCUUUUGAUAUCAUUUGUUUAUCAUCAGGAUUCGAUCUCUCAGGAUUAUUUGAGAGGGACCAAAGAAAAGAAGCGAGGUUUACUUCUCGUCAGCCUGCAACUGCUAUUAUGUCAAAGAUGGAAGAAGUUGCUGAGAAUUUGAAAUUAAUAGUUAGGAAGAAGGAUGGGGGUGUUCUGAAGAUGGAAGGAUCGAAACCUGGAAGAAAAGGGAUUUUGGCUAUCGAUGCCGAGAUAUAUGAAGUUGCUCCUUCAUUGCACCUUGUGGAGGUGAAAAAGACUAACGGAGACACACUGGAGUAUCAGAAACUGUUUAAAGAAGACAUGAGGCCGGCACUUAAAGAUAUAGUUUGGGCAUGGCAAGGUGAAAAGCACUAUCAUCUACAAGAGCAGCGGCAGCACCCUCAGCCUUAACUGUAAACUCUGUCGAAAAUUUUUCCAUACGUUCGUUGCUUGUGUAUUAUCAAAAGAGGCUUAUACUUUUUGUAAUAUACACUUCCUGUUUGGUGUAAUUUUCUUUGUAUAUAAGGUAUGCAGUCCACUUCUUUUUCU